AUGUUCGCCUACCUGUCUACCCUCUUCGAUUUCUAUUCACGGAACUUCUUGCCUACACCAUCGCCGCCGAUGGCCCCGGCAACCAAGACCUCAUCCUAUGAUGUCGUCCAUGCCGGCGAACACCUGUUCAAGGUUGUCGGGCACUCCCUGUUCAAAGACAGCGAUGACAGCCUCACGUCCGAGCCCUUCAGCGUCGGCGGUUAUGAAUGGGCUCUCGUCUACUUCCCCAACGGCGACACAAGAAUAGCCGACGGGCAGUUCAUAUCUAUUUUCCUCAAGCUGCUUAGCGCCAGCAAGGAUGGGGUCACGGCGUCCUACGGCUUCAGCCUCCAGGACCCUGCGUCACCCACGACUGGGGAGAAGUACAAAUGCAAGAGUAAUACAUCCAUGAAGUUCUCGUCCAGCAAUUCUGGUUUUGGUGGAUCCAAGUUUGUCAGUAAAUCCGAUUUGGCUGCGUCAGGGUGCCUCAACGAUGACUGUCUUGUAAUCAAGGGCACCAUGGAGAUUGUUACCACCAAACUCAUCCAAGGUCGUGAGCACGAUGAUGAUGACAACUGCGUUGUUGUGCCACCGUCCGAUGUAAGCGAACAUCUCCAAGACCUUCUUGGUAGCAAUCUCAAGGCAGAUAUGACCGUGAAGAUCGGUUGGCUCAAGAGAUUCCAGGUGCAUGGGUGUGUGCUCGCUGCACAUUCCCCGGUCUUCAGCACCCUGGUAGAGACCAAACAAAAAAGCAUCCGCAUCGAGGAUAUCGAUGCGAAAGUUUUCGAGAUCCUGUUGCACUACCUAUACAACGAUUCUCUACCCGAUUUUAUGAAGGAGACUACGGAAUAUGCUAUAAACAUGACGCAACAUCUACUCAUCGUGGCCAACCGAUAUGCAAUUGAAAGGCUAAACCUCAUGUGUCAGAGCAAACUCAGCAAGGUGAUAGAUGUCAACACAAUGGGAGCCACUCUAGCUUUUGCAGAGGAGCAUAGUUGCCAACAGCUCAAGGCUUGUUGUCUCGAGUAUAUGGUAAGAGAUGGUGAUAGGUUACAAGCCAUUAUGAGAACCGAGGGGUUUAGACAGCUUAAGCAAAAUCACCCACAUGUCGUGUCCAAUAUUCUGGAUAAAGUUAUUGACAAGUUGUAA
Molecule: messenger RNA, 1128 nt
Organism: Lolium rigidum
Lineage: Eukaryota; Viridiplantae; Streptophyta; Magnoliopsida; Poales; Poaceae
Product: BTB/POZ and MATH domain-containing protein 1-like
Exons: 1
Coding region: 1-1128 (375 amino acids)
Biological process (GO): protein ubiquitination
Molecular function (GO): protein binding
Source: RefSeq, a predicted model, not a curated record